Messenger RNA from Exophiala viscosa, 1770 nucleotides. Its product is annotated as MATE family multidrug resistance protein. The record is from RefSeq and is a predicted model, not a curated record. Gene Ontology annotation, biological process: xenobiotic detoxification by transmembrane export across the plasma membrane. The transcript has a single exon. Gene Ontology annotation, cellular component: membrane. Gene Ontology annotation, molecular function: xenobiotic transmembrane transporter activity; antiporter activity. Lineage: Eukaryota; Fungi; Ascomycota; Eurotiomycetes; Chaetothyriales; Herpotrichiellaceae. Bases 115 to 1668 code for a protein of 517 amino acids.
AUAACUUCAAAGAGUAUACUCACCAUCCAACGGAUCCUGCAACCUGUACCACUGACUGAUAGUAUUUGUUUACUAUUGCACCGCCGCUGCAAGACAGCCUAGGUAGAGGAUAGAAUGGCUUCCACAGACGACGAAAUCCGGGAGGCUCCCAAUGAGCAGACAAGCCUCUUACCAAAGAAGCAAGAUGACAAUGACCCAUCGUCGAGUGAAGAGGAAGGAGAGUUGCUCGACAUCCUACCAGAAGACGAUACACCAACUCGAAAACUCAUCCUGCACGAAUUCUGGGUUUUAUUUAAAGGGUCGAUCCCAGUGAUAUUGGCAUACACCUUGCAAAACUCUCUCCAAACGGUAUCAAUCCUGAUCGUGGGUCGAGCCUCGCCGCAAGACCUUUCUACGGCUGCUUUCUCCUACAUGUUCGCCAUGUGCACGGGUUGGCUGAUUGGCAUGGGAGGAUCAACAGCUCUGGAUACUCUUGCCUCGUCAUCCUUCACCGGCAGCAAGAACAAGCACGACCUUGGCGUUCUGCUUCAGCGAGCCAUUAUUGUCCUCACUGCGUUUUAUAUCCCAGUUGCCAUAUUAUGGCUGUGCUCCGAACCUGUCUUCAAAUUACUUGGGCAGAGCGACCAGCUAUCACACGACAGCUCCAAGUUCUUGAGCUGCCUCAUUCCCGGCGGUCUUGGGUAUAUCUACUUCGAGACGAUGAAGAAAUACCUCCAAGCCCAGGAAAUCAUGCGACCAGGAACUUACGUUUUGCUGAUCACUUCACCCAUCAGUGCCCUGCUCAACUACCUAUUUGUUUAUGUGGCUGGUUGGGGUAUUUACGCCGCCCCUUUCGCUACAGGAAUUGGUUAUUGGCUUUCGUUCCUCGGUCUCUUGCUAUAUGCGAGGUUCGUGGCGGGUGGUGACUGCUGGGGCGGCUGGAGCAAGAAAUGCCUGCAGAAUACAUGGACGUUUGCCAAGCUCGCCCUCUUGGGCGUCAUCCAUGUCGGUACCGAGUGGUGGGCAUUCGAGAUUGUGGCUCUGGCUGCAGGCAGACUUGGAGAGAUCCCUCUUGCAUCUCAAAGUGUGAUCAUGACCGCCGAUCAAGUCAUGAACACGAUUCCUUUCGGAAUUGGUGUUGCAGCCAGUGCUCGCGUGGGCAAUAUGCUUGGGUCACGCAAUGCAAAGGGAGCCGCGCGAUCAGCCAACGUCGCUGCUUGGCUUAGCAUGUUCAUGGGCGCUGUCAUCCUGGCCAUCUUAUUCGGCACCAGGAAUCACUUUGCCAAAAUCUUCAACGAUGACGACCGAGUGGUCAAGCUCACUGCUGAGGUUCUGCCAUAUGUCGCUCUCUUCCAGAUUGCGGAUGGCUUGAACGGUAGUUGUGGUGGGUCACUACGAGGCAUGGGCAGACAGCAUAUUGGAGCGGCAGUCAACAUUGUCAGCUAUUAUUGCGGUGCUCUUCCGUUGGGAAUCUACCUCGCCUUCCACGGUUGGGGUCUUCCUGGUCUAUGGGUUGGUCAGUGUAUCGCACUGUACCUUGUCGGUGCUGCUGAAUGGAUUAUUGUGGCUUGGAGCAAUUGGGACCACCAAGUCGAAAGAGCCUUUGACCGGAUGGACAAGGACGAGUUGGUUGAGAACGGUCAUGCCGGGGACGCAGUGCCUGCUCCGGCAGGAAAUGGUCCUCAGUGAUGCAUAGAUCUGAGAUGAGGAAGACGGAAAAGUAUUGCAUAGACUGAAUGAGGUGGUUCCCUUAUCCGAGUAGGUAUUGUCACGGGUUGUUUUGAGCGAUAC